Girardinichthys multiradiatus is the source of this 1626-nucleotide messenger RNA. It is a transcript of the gene ada, whose product is annotated as adenosine deaminase. Gene Ontology annotation, molecular function: adenosine deaminase activity. The transcript has 12 exons. The record is from RefSeq and is a predicted model, not a curated record. Gene Ontology annotation, cellular component: cytosol; external side of plasma membrane. The coding region runs from base 16 to 1293 and encodes 425 amino acids. Lineage: Eukaryota; Metazoa; Chordata; Actinopteri; Cyprinodontiformes; Goodeidae. Gene Ontology annotation, biological process: adenosine catabolic process; negative regulation of adenosine receptor signaling pathway; hypoxanthine salvage.
UAAAGCUCUCAUCACAUGGGUGCAAAGCUGCUGUCAUCCUGGGCCGCUAAUCCCUUUAUACCCAGCGCCGUGCAGCCUAAAUGUGUUGGCAGAAUAAAGGCGUGUCUUUCAACCAUGCAUAUCAUAGCGCGACGAGCCGCGAUAGGCUUCGGCUCUCCGCUUCUCCUCACCUCAGUGCGCACCAGCAGGUCCACCGGCUGCCGCGGGAUCCUGACCAUGGCCGAGCGCUCCCCACAAUCAGAUGUGUUCAACAAGCCCAAGAUCGAGCUGCAUGUUCAUCUUGAUGGAGCCAUCAGGGUACAGACCAUCAUUGAAGUUGCCAAGAGACGAGGCAUCUAUCUGGAAAAGACAGCUGAGGAAUUGAAGGAGAUGAUCAUCCUUCAUGAGCCUGCCACUCUCACUGAAUUCUUGGAAAAAUUCAACGUGUACAUGCAUGUGAUUGCUGGCGACCGGGAGGCCAUAAAGAGGAUCGCCUAUGAGUUUGUUGAGGACAAAGCCAAGGAAGGGGUCAUUUACGUUGAGGUCAGAUACAGCCCACAUUUCCUAGCCAACUGUAAUGUGGAGCCCAUUCCAUGGAACCAGCAACAAGGAGACUUGAGCCCAGAUGAUGUGGUGCAUCUGGUAAACGAGGGCCUCAGGGAGGGGGAGAUGGCCUUCAAGAUCAAAGCCAGGUCCAUUCUUUGCUGCAUGCGCCACAUGCCAAGCUGGUCCAUGGAUGUUGUGCAGCUGUGUAACAAGUAUCGAAAUAAUGGGGUGGUGGCCAUCGAUCUGGCAGGUGAUGAGCUGCAGAACUGUGAAGCCUGCCCAGAGCACAAGACUGCCUACGAGGAGGCCGUUCGUUUGGGGAUACAUCGCACGGUGCACGCAGGAGAGGUGGGCCCAGCAACGGUGGUGAGAGAGGCUGUGGAAGUGCUGAAAGCUGAACGCAUCGGACACGGCUACAGAACCCUGGAGGACCAAGCCCUAUACAAAGAUCUGCUAGAAAAAAAUAUGCACUUUGAAAUGUGUCCUAUUUCCAGUAAAUGGACAAAGGCGUGCCCCUCAGACUUCAGCAAACACCCCAUCAUCAGGUUCAGACUGGACAAGGCUAACUACUCCCUGAACACAGAUGACCCUCUGAUCUUCAACUCCAACCUGGCACUCGACUACAGCACUGUGUAUGAAUACAUGGGAUUCACAGAGGAAGAAUUCAUACGGGUGAACAUCAACUCUGCAACGUCUUGCUUCCUUCCAGACGAGGAGAAACAAGAGCUCCUCCAAACGCUGCAUACGGCCUACGGGAUCACAAUUUAAGAUCACAAUUUGGUGUGAAGGAAUGAUGCUCGUAUUUUUUCCACCCCAUGUUUCUGUAUCUGGCCUCAGGACAAAUGCAGGUGAAAAAGGUCUCCAUACCAAAGUGCAGUCUUAUACGUGUCCGCUAGGUGGCAUUAUGAUGUUUCCCAAGUGGAAAAAGCACAGCACCUCUAAUGUGGAUUUUUCCAAAUUUGAUAUUAAUUUUUCUUUUGAUGUAAAUAUUUAAAAUAUUUUAAUUUCUCUAAAACAGAAAAGCACUUAUGUCCAACUCUUUUGUAGCUGUAAUAACAAAAAAAAUCUGCCCCCAUUGUAAUAAAAGCUAUUGAAAAAAUA